ACAGAGUAUGUGGGUGAAAGUUCUUAUUUAACUCAAACAAGAUGGCACCCCAAGAGCGAACUCCUUGCUGUGACGACUCCCGCCAAAGCGGUGACAUAGAUAAACCAAGCAUAGACAAUUUUAAUAAAUCUGAAAGUACAAAUGUCACAGAUAAGCGGAAAGCCACAGAUUUCGACGAUCUAUUGCCAUAUAUAGGCGAAUUCGGUUUAUAUCAAAAAAUAUUGUUCUUAUUGAUGAUUCCGUUCGCAUUUUUCGUCGCUUUCGUGUAUUUUUCGCAAAUAUUCAUGACAAUUGUCCCUGAACAGCAUUGGUGCUGGAUACCGGAGCUAGCGAAUUUGACAGUUGAAGAACGCCGAGCCCUAGCAAUACCAGCUAAAAUCGGGGGUCAAUUCUCACAUGACAGGUGUCAAAUGUAUUCAACUAACUGGUCACUUGCGCUGGCGCAAGGAAGAACCACACCCGAUGAUGAAUGGCCCAUAGUGCCAUGUGUCACCUGGGAGUAUAACAGGACAGAUGUGCCAUACGAAACUAUUGCAUCCCAGCUUGACUGGGUGUGCGACAAAGACAACCUAGCAGCUACAGCUCAGGCCAUCUUUUUCUGCGGGGCGAUCGUCGGCGGUCUUGUCUUCGGAUGGAUCGCUGAUAAAUAUGGAAGGAUACCGGCUUUAGUUGGGACAAAUAUGAUGGGUUUUGCCGCCGGCGUGGGAACUGCCUUCUGUCAUAGUUUUUGGUCCUUCGUGCUCUGUCGGUUUUUCGUUGGGCUGGCAUUUGAUAAUUGUUUUACCAUGAUGUACAUUUUAGUUUUAGAAUACGUAGGACCAAAAUGGCGUACAUUCGUUGCCAACAUGUCCAUAGCUAUAUUCUUCACUUUUGGUGCAUCAAUUCUGCCCUGGCUCGCCUUGUGGGCAGGCGAUUGGAGGAGAUAUGCGUUAGGAAUAAGUCUGCCAUUUAUAUUCGCUGCUGCUACGCCUUGGGUAGUUCCAGAAAGUGCGAGAUGGCUAUUAUCACAAGGCAAAGUUGACAAGGCUCUGAUAAUUAUGAAGAAAUUUGAGAGGAUUAAUAAAAGACAAAUUCCUGAUAAAAUACUCAAUGAAUUUACUGAAGCCUCACAACAAGCCCUCAAAGAUUCUGAAGCCCAAAAGACCUAUUCAGUCCUGGACAUCUUCAAAACCCCUCGACUCAGGCGUAACGCGAUCCUCCUCAUCAUUAUCUGGAUGGGGAUAUCACUAGUCUUCGACGGACAUGUCAGGAAUGUUGGAUCUUUGGGUCUGGAUAUAUUCAUGACUUUCACAGUGGCGACAGCAACGGAAUUCCCAGCGGAUACGUUUUUGACACUCGUGUUGGAUCGAUGGGGUAGACGUUGGCUAGCUUGUGGUUCAAUGGUCAUCAGUGGUAUUUUCAGUCUACUCGCAACAACUGUACCAGUUGGCGGUCCCUCAGCAUCAUUAGCUAUUUUGGGACGAUUUGCAAUAAAUAUAUCGUACAACAUUGGUCUUCAAUACGCCGCAGAGUUACUUCCCACGGUUGUACGAGCCCAGGGCGUGGCUUUGAUACAUAUAAUGGGUUAUGUAGCAUCUAUAUUGGCACCUUUCGUUGUUUACUUGGCUACGAUAUCCCCGGAACUACCUCUCUUAAUUCUAGGGGUUUUGGGUAUUUUUGGUGGGUUCCUUUGCCUCCUACUGCCAGAGACUAUGGACACGGAGUUGCCGCAAACUCUGGCGGACGGAGAAGAAUUUGGAAAAGACCAGAGGUUCUGGGAUAACCCUUGUUUCCCCAGGAAAAAAGAGAUUCCAGUACAAAGAUUAGAGGCCCCUCAAGAGAGCUUUGUGAGGCCCCUCCCAGGAAUAGGUUCGCGGGCCUCCAUCAGAGCAUCCAUUCGUCUGUCAGCUAGAUCUAAACGUAAUGAUAAUAUCUCUUAA
Molecule: messenger RNA, 1919 nt
Organism: Pieris brassicae (large cabbage white)
Lineage: Eukaryota; Metazoa; Arthropoda; Insecta; Lepidoptera; Pieridae
Product: organic cation transporter protein-like
Exons: 11
Coding region: 42-1919 (625 amino acids)
Biological process (GO): transmembrane transport
Cellular component (GO): membrane
Molecular function (GO): transmembrane transporter activity
Source: RefSeq, a predicted model, not a curated record